ACUUGCUAACCACAAAACCCGCCGGGCCGGUGCGGGAGCUGCGGAGCGUCGGCUGCUGUCCUCGCCGGUCCUUCCCGCGAGCGUGACCGAGCUGUCCUCGCACCCGGAGGGCAACAGGGGCCCCCGCGGGCCCCUCACCGCCAGGAUUGCUGUGAGGGUUUGAGAGAGUGGCAUAUGUAAAUUGCUGAACACCAUGCCUACCUCUCAGUAGAUGAUGUAAAAAUCCUGGUUGUUAUCACUGAGAAAGGAAGAAUGCCCAACCUGUGAGCACCGCUUCUUCAAUCACUAGAAAUUUUAUGUCCUCUUCUCACCUUAGUGAGAGGAAGAAGAAGAAAUCCUAUAACCUGUGCGGCCUUCCUGAAGCAAACUAAGACCAAGACAGGUCCUCUGUGACCUUGAAAGACAAAGGCAACACCGCCAUUUAAAAUGUCCUUCUGGGAAGGGUGGAGCUUGACCUACACUGGGGUCAUCCUUUGCUUCCUGACUCUAAGGCUGUCCACCGGUCAGAACUGCCUCACCGAGAGCCUCGCAGAUGUUGUCAUUGACAUCCAGGCAUCUAUUUCUAAGGGAAUCCGCGGCAAUGAGCCCAUGCAUACGCCAACUCAACAAGACUGCAGUAGAUCUUGCUGUUCAACAAAAAAUAUAGCAGGAGACAAAGCAUGUAACCUGAUGAUCUUCGAUACUCGAAAAACCGCUGGACAGCCCAACUGCUACCUAUUUUUCUGUCCCAGUGAGGAAGCCUGCCCACUGAAACCAGCAAAAGGACUUGAGAGCUACAGGAUAAUUCGAGAUUUUCCAUCUUUGGCCAAAACUGAUGUGCCGAGCCAGGAGCCAGCUGGAGAAGAUUCUCUCUUACACGGCCGCUGGCCACAGGCAGCCACGCCCUCACUCACUCUUCCAUCACCUGGUUAUUCAAAGUCUGCUGACCUCUCAUGGGAAGAUGUGUUGUCCCAGAAGGUGGGGUCCCCACGUCCCUUGGAGAAGCUCUUCAAGAUGGAGCAAGUGAGUGUGCCAUGGAUGCCUGCCGAUCAAGAAAAAGGCCCUUCUCAGGGGACACCAUUUUCCUCCCAACAGGAGACGGCUAAGCUGCUGCCUGAGAAGGUGGCUACGCCCCCAGCUGCUGGGGCAAGUGCUUCUCCACAUGCCGACUCUGCUACCCCAAAGACUGUGGCUCUCCCAUCCACAGUGGCACCUUCUGUGGCUGUGUGGCCGCUGGAGGCCACCACGGCUCGAGGGAUAACCGCUGUCACUUCUCUGCCCCCCACGCCCCAAGCCAUGGCCACAACAGCAGCUCCCACCACCACCUUCCAGGCACCUAGCGACCUGAAAGGCACCAUUGUCCCGGUGCCUAGGGAAAAAAUCACCAGCGUCACUUCGCAUCCUGGGGACACACAGGGCCCUGCCACGCUUUCUUUGUCAGAAGUAGAGGCGUCCUCUAACCAUGGAGCUGCCUCUCGAGGUGAUGGGGAGGCCAGGGCCCCGGCGGGCCGCGAUCGCCUGCCCCUUGAGAAGUGGCUUCUUGUGGGGACACUGCUGCUGGGCGUCCUCUUCCUGGUCAUAGGCCUCGUCCUCCUGGGCAGGAUUCUCGCCGAGUCCCUCCGCAGGAAGCGCUACUCACGGCUUGAUUAUCUGAUCAAUGGCAUCUACGUGGACAUCUAAGGACAAAGCCAAACGCCCCUCAGUUCAUUCCUGACAGAAGCCCAGAUGUCCCAGCCUCACAGUAACGUGCCCCCCCCCCAGCACUUUCUUUUUGUUCCUUUUUUGAGGAGGAGGGGGCAAAGUGACUAGGUUAGAAGAUUUGAAUGGUCUGCUUCUAGAAUAUUCUCUGAAAAUAAAGCUCUACCUACAGUAAUAAUGCAUAACUGCUGUAAAAAAAAAAAAAGGACAUCAAGAUUCCAAUCCACUAAUAGUUCUGGUUUUUCUGGUUCCAGAUAAAAUCGUUGUUUAUGAUAUUAGUUCUAAUGGGUUCACUUUCCUUUUUAUAUGAAUUCCAGUAAAACCUAUUCCAGAUGUAGUCUCUUCCAAUUAAACAUUUGAAUAAAUCUUUUGUUACUCA
Oryctolagus cuniculus (rabbit) is the source of this 2056-nucleotide messenger RNA. The record is from RefSeq and is a predicted model, not a curated record. NCBI's taxonomy places the organism in Eukaryota, Metazoa, Chordata, Mammalia, Lagomorpha, Leporidae.